CUCAUGCGCUACCUUCCCCUCUCUUCCUUGGCGCUGCCUACGGAGGUGGCCACCAUCUCCUACUCGGCAUCAUGGCUGCCCUCAGACCCCUCAUGAAGCCCAAGGUCGUCAAAAAGAGGACCAAGAAGUUCAUCCGGCACCAGUCAGACCGAUAUGUCAAAAUUAAGUGGAACUGGCGGAAAUCCAGAGGCAUUGACAACAGGGUGUGCAGGAGAUCCGAGGGCCAGAUCUUGAUGCCCAACAUUGGUUACGGGAGCAACAAGAAAACAAAGCACAUGCUGCCCAGCGUCUUCCGGAAGUUCCUGGUCCACAACGUCAUGGAGCUUGAAGUGCUGCUAAAGUGCAACAAGUCUUACUGUGCUGAGAUUGCGCACAACGUCUCCUCCAAGAACCGCAAAGCCAUUGUGGAGAGAGCAGCCCAGCUGGCCAUCAGAGUCACCAAUCCCAAUGCCAGGCUGCACAGCGAAGAAAAUGAAUAAACAGCUCGUAUGCACGUUUUGCUUAAUAAAACUGUAAAACGGCCAUCUGGCAUUUCCCCCUUGGUUUUACUCUUCAGUUUGUUUGACAGCUUGUCACAGAGAUUGCUCUUUUGCCUGUUCGUGCUCUGUGGAACCUUCUGUUUGGAAGGCGUUUGUAAAGGAUAUGUGAUCCCUCCUUCAUGGCACCCAGGCCUCAGGUGCCCAGAGCAGCCUUGGUCAGCUCCAGGUGGGCUCGGGAAGAUGUGGCCCUCAGAUCACGGUAGGUUCUGAGACCCCUGGUUGAAGGACCUUGCAUCUUGGAGCAAGUAGUC
This is a messenger RNA of Kogia breviceps (pygmy sperm whale), 790 nucleotides long. Its product is annotated as large ribosomal subunit protein eL32-like. Gene Ontology annotation, cellular component: cytosolic large ribosomal subunit; ribosome. Lineage: Eukaryota; Metazoa; Chordata; Mammalia; Artiodactyla; Physeteridae. Gene Ontology annotation, biological process: translation. The record is from RefSeq and is a predicted model, not a curated record. Gene Ontology annotation, molecular function: structural constituent of ribosome.